Molecule: messenger RNA, 1197 nt
Organism: Oncorhynchus mykiss (rainbow trout)
Lineage: Eukaryota; Metazoa; Chordata; Actinopteri; Salmoniformes; Salmonidae
Source: RefSeq, a predicted model, not a curated record
UAGACACACACACAAGCACAUACUCACACAGACACCCACCCUGCUGUGCCUGCAGCUGGUUAAACCCUGCUGUUAGGCCUCUUCCUGUGAGGAGCUAAGCUCAGCUCAGUCAUGAAGCGGCAGUUGGAGCUAGCGGCAUUGGGCCUGGGCAUUGCAGGCUGGCUGUGCGCCAUCCUCACCCGCUGCCUGCCCCUGUGGAAAGUCAGCGGCACUCUGGACAACUCCACAGCCACGCUGCCAGCAUACUGGGAUGGGGUGUGGCUGGAAUGGGACCACUGGGACCUCAACCAUGACGGUAGCCUCCACUGCUCCUUCUACCAGUCUUUGUUAUCCCUCUCUGGAAACUUCCAAACAUGGAGAAGCUUGAUCAUGGCUUCUAUAGGUGCUGGAGCUUUUGCUGUGGUCAUCAGUAUCAUUGGAGAGGUGUGGUUUCCGAAGAGGAAUCAGGUGAAAGUUGUCUCCGGUGUGGUGUUUGUGCUGUCUGGAAUGCUGCUGCUUGUCCCUGUCGCUUGGACCUGCCACCACACUAAUGAGCCACUGGAGGGCGCUGUGGUGCUGAGGAGAGACUGGGGAGCUGCUCUGUACACAGGAUGGAUCUCCUUCUCUCUGACGGUAGUAGGGGGAGGGUUUCUCAGUACUAGAUGCCUCAUGUUCCAGCAGCAGGAUGAGUCAGAAAGAGGGAGUUACCCUCCAGGUUAUCCUGUGGCAGAGCAGGAGCCAACCAACCCCCUGGAUACUAUCCACAGGACUGCUUUUAGACACAGCCAGUAUGCUCGGGCAACAACACGGCCUUCAUGAGAAGAUGCAAUCACUCUGAGGGCCUUGAGUGAGGAAUCUUCCACCUAUGAAUUAUUCUUCUGUGAAAUUCUACCUAAAUUGCAUGUGUACUAGGUAUGAAUGGAUUUCUAGGUACUAUAGACAAUGUUAGAAGUCAUUCUUCUACUGCAAUGAAGCACUUUGAAAGAUGUUGAAGAAUUUAUAAUAGGAGUAGGAGUAGCACUACCCAUGGAGAGUUAAUUGCGCUUUCAACUGUAAUAAUUGGGUCUGAAAUGUUGUCAACUUGCUUAAUUUUUGUAUUGGUGGUGAGGGUUAAGCAUCUAAGUGUUACAUUGCCUUCAGAAAGUAUUCACACCCCUUGACUUUUUCCACAAUUUGUUGUGCUACAGCCUGAAUUAAACAAUUAUUACAUUUAGAUUU